Molecule: messenger RNA, 525 nt
Organism: Venustampulla echinocandica
Lineage: Eukaryota; Fungi; Ascomycota; Leotiomycetes; Helotiales; Pleuroascaceae
Exons: 4
Coding region: 1-525 (174 amino acids)
Biological process (GO): translation; ribosomal large subunit biogenesis
Cellular component (GO): ribosome; cytosolic large ribosomal subunit
Molecular function (GO): RNA binding; structural constituent of ribosome
Source: RefSeq, a predicted model, not a curated record
AUGCCUCAGGUUGUCAGCGAAAUUAGGGCUCCCUCGCUAAAAACAUUCCCGACUCGCACGCAUGCAUUUCAAGAUUUUGCAACGGAAGUCGACAACAUCACCAAAAUACUCAAAAUGGGAGACGCAGAAAUCACAGCAUCCGCUUGGCGGUUAGUGGAGGUUGGCCGGGUCGUCCUCGUCUCAUCAGAGGCCAAGCUUGCCGCCAUCGUGGAGAUUAUCGACCAUAAACGUGUCCUAAUCGACUCACCAUCUGUUUCCCGCCAAGCCAUCUCCCUCGCAAAUGUCAUCUUGACACCCAUCGUCCUCACUAUUCCUCGAUCUGCGCGUUCGGGCGUCGUCCACGCUGCAUGGGAGAAGGGCUCGAUCGAUUCCAAAUGGGCUGAGAGUUCUUGGGCGAAGAAGCGGGCACAACGGGAAAGACGACGGGCGUUGACAGAUUUCGAGAGAUUCAAGGUUAUGCGAUUAAAGAAGCAAGCACGCUUCGCCGUCCGGACAUCCCUCGCAAAGGUCAAGGCUGCAAACUGA